AUGGGAGACAAUGAUGCAGAUGCCGUUGAUUUCAGAGCUUUGAUCGAUGAGUUUCGAUUUAGCAGGGUCUUGAACUCUAAUCCGCAAACCAAGCAAAUUUCAUUAUUAGGUACGAUUAAGGGUCAGGAUGCUAUCGUGACUCUAGAGAAGACACACUUCCAGUUUGAUAAAGUGGUGAACAAUCCCAAUUCGUCUACGUUGUCGUUGCACCAAUGUGAAUCUGAAUAUUCUUGUAUGAAUUCCAUUCAGACGUUGAAACCAAUAGCAAAUAACGACAUUUAUUUCUGGGGGAUGUCUGUGAUGAAGCAGGACUUGGAGUUAAACCCCACGGCAAAGAUCAACUUGAUAUGGCCUGCCACACAGGUUCAUAUCGAGAAGUACGAUAAGCAGUUGUGCCAUAUGGUGAGGGAAACCCCAGAGAUAUAUAAGCGUAUCGUGAAGCCUUAUGUGGAUGAUAUGGUCAAUAACGGUAGGUUGCAAUGGGUUCAGAACAUCUUGUAUAACGGAGCAGAGAGUGACAGGGUCGUGUUCAAGUACUUCGACCAAGAGAGCCCCAAAGACGGCUUUGUGGUGCUCCCUGAUAUGAAAUGGGAUGGUGUCAAUAUGGAUGCCCUUUAUUUGGUUGCUAUUGUACAUAGGGACGAUAUUAAAUCGUUAAGAGACUUGAGACCCGAACAUCAACAAUGGUUGAUCGAUAUGAAGAAUAAGAUAAGAUCUGUGGUUCCUAGUUGCUACAAUUACUUGGUUCCCGCUGAUCAACUAAGACUCUUUAUCCAUUACCAACCCUCAUACUACCAUUUCCAUAUUCACAUCGUUAACGUCAGACAUUCGGGCCUGGGUGACGGUAUCGCUGUUGGCAAAGCUCAUCUCAUUGAAGAUGUCAUUGAAAACUUGAACUACAUGGGACCGGAGGGCUACAUGAACAGAACUAUGACAUAUGUCAUUGGUGAGAAUCACCAUCUCUGGAAAAAUGGUUUGGAGCAAGAACUAGAACAGCAACUAAAAGAUGACGGAAUUCCUGAACCACCAGAAAUCACUAAUGACUUUGAAUGA
Molecule: messenger RNA, 1053 nt
Organism: Kluyveromyces lactis
Lineage: Eukaryota; Fungi; Ascomycota; Saccharomycetes; Saccharomycetales; Saccharomycetaceae
Exons: 1
Coding region: 1-1053 (350 amino acids)
Biological process (GO): deadenylation-dependent decapping of nuclear-transcribed mRNA
Cellular component (GO): P-body; nucleus
Molecular function (GO): hydrolase activity; RNA 7-methylguanosine cap binding
Source: RefSeq, a predicted model, not a curated record